This is a messenger RNA of Xylona heveae TC161, 1417 nucleotides long. Its product is annotated as Choline/ethanolaminephosphotransferase. Gene Ontology annotation, cellular component: membrane. The record is from RefSeq and is a predicted model, not a curated record. Gene Ontology annotation, molecular function: phosphotransferase activity, for other substituted phosphate groups. The transcript has 8 exons. Bases 58 to 1287 code for a protein of 409 amino acids. Gene Ontology annotation, biological process: phospholipid biosynthetic process. NCBI's taxonomy places the organism in Eukaryota, Fungi, Ascomycota, Xylonomycetes, Xylonales, Xylonaceae.
UUCUCCCUUUUUCUGUCGCCCGUAUCUUGUCUCUCGCCGCUGGCGAUAUAGAGCAAAAUGGUUUACAUUCGAACGUACAAGCUUCCAAACCUCAAGGAGUACAAAUACUCCGGCGUGGAUCAUUCCCUUGUGUCGCGCUAUGUUUUGAAGCCAUUCUACACCAAUGUCGCGAUCAAACUCUUUCCCAUGUCCAUGGCGCCCAAUGCCAUCACCCUGACCGGCUUCAGCUUCGUGGUCAUGAAUUUCUUGACCAUGCUCUGGUAUAAUCCGACGCUCGAUCAGGACUGUCCUUCAUGGGUAUAUUAUACUUGGGCUGUCGGUCUCUUUCUGUACCAGACAUUCGACGCAUGCGACGGCCAACAAGCACGGAGAACUCGUCAAAGCGGGCCAUUGGGAGAAUUAUUCGAUCAUGGCGUCGAUGCUUGCAAUACCUUCCUUGAAGUGCUCCUCUUCGCUGCGGCCAUGAACCUCGGACAAGGCUGGAAGACCGUCUUGACCCUCUUUGCCUCUCUCCUCACCUUCUAUAUCCAAACCUGGGACGAGUACCACACGCACACCCUCACGCUUGGCCUCGUAUCUGGCCCCGUCGAAGGGAUCUUGACCCUCUGCAUCGUCUUCGCAAUCACUGGACUCAAAGGGGGCGCAAGCUUUUGGCAGCAGUCUAUGCUCCAAACUGUCGGAGUUCCCAAAUUUGACUUUAUCCCGGACACAAUCUACGACCUCCACUUUAACGAAUGGUACAUGGUGUAUGGUGGAAUCGUUCUAGUGUUUAAUACCAUUCAAAGCGCUCUGAGCGUCAUGAAGGCCCGUCGUGCCCGCAACGAGCCUGUUAAGCCUGCUUUGCUUGGCCUGGCUCCCUUCUUUAUCACCUGGACCUUGACCGCGGCGUAUCUCUAUCUCCAGCCUGUAAUCCUUAACCACCACCUCAUCCCGUUCGUCUUCUUUGUCGGCCUCGUCAACGCGUACUCCGUGGGACAAAUGAUUGUCGCACACCUGUGCAAGGCUCGAUUCCCCUACCAAAACAUCAUCGCGGCGCCGCUCCUCUUUGGUGUCAUUGACAGCCUUGGUCCGUGGCUGUACGAUCAUAUCGGCAGGGGCUGGCCCAGCGCAUUAGGCAGCGACGUGUACCAAGUCGCAUUUGUCUUUUUGUGCUUGGGUCUGAGCAUUGGUGUCUAUGGUAGUUUUGUGAUUGACGUCAUCUUCGCCAUCUGCGAUUAUCUCGACAUUUGGUGCCUCACAAUCAAGCACCCGUACGUGGAAAAGGACGAGGACAAGAAGAAGGCAUAGAAACGGUAAAUUGUCGGUUUUUGUUGUUGCGGCAUUAAGAGGUAUAUACUAUAUUGUAAUAGACACUAUCAGAAGAUCCUUCCAAGCGCAAAUGAAACAUAGCGUUGAAAAGAAUAUGAUGGACCAUUUU